GUGAAGCGCCUCGGGGUGCGGUGCCGCCGGGCGUGGGUGGGAGGCAACGCCCGAGGGGAGGGCCCGCCAGUGCACGGGGGUGCGGGGCGCGUUGGCGAGAAUUGGAGGCCGCGCCGCCGCCAGCCGUCCGCCGUCCCGCCCAGCAGGAGCACGUUCCCUUUCGCCAUUGGAAGACUUUGAGUUCCAAGCUUUUUCCUGCUCACAUAGAGCCAUCCCUGCCCCGCCCGCCACCCCCUGUACAUUUUCGGAGAUUUAGGAUAGUAAUUCUAGACCCUCGGUUGCAUUUCUGUUGGAAUUUUUCUGGAAGUUGGAAUCUGGCAGUUUAAACAAAGAAUUUUUUUAAGAAAAAUAUUAGUAUAUUUGAUAGUCCCCAGAUUAGGUUAAAAGCCUUAUUCCCAAUAACUGUAAUUUUGCAAAGACAUGUUUUUGGUGUAAAAAGGUAUAGAUAUGGGUUGAUGAAAAGAAUCAAACUCUGAAAAAUAUUUGAAGAGAUUUAUUUUGAGCCAGAUUCAAGUGACCAUGGCCAGUGACAGUCCUCAGGAGGUCCUGAGAACAUGUGCCCAAGGAAAUUGGGGUACAGCUUGGUUUUAUCUAUUUUAGGAAGGCGUGAGACAUCAAAUACAUUUAAGAAAUACAUUGGUUUAGUUUAGAAAGGCGGGACAACUCAAUCGGUAAAUGUAAACGUUAUCUGGUUGAGGUUAUCUAAAGACCUGGGAUCCAUAAAAAGGAAUGUUCAGGCUAGAGAUAAAGGAUUGUGGAGACCAAGUUUUAUUGUGCAGAGGAAGCUCUUAGAUAGACUUUAGAGAGAGCAGGUUGUAAAUUGUUUUAUAUUGGACUUAAAAGGGUGCUUGGCUCUUAGUUGAUUGUCUCCUGGAUCUGGGAAGGAAGGAAGGAAAACAAAGGGAGAUGGGAAUUCUCACCAAAUGCAGAUUUUUCCUGCAAGAGACUUUGCAGUGGGGUUUUAAGGCAUAACCCCAGGACACUCACUGUGUUGCCCAGGUUGGAGUGCAAUGGUGAGGUCUUAGGCUCACUGCAACCUCCGCCUCCUGGGUUCAAGAGAUUCUUCUCCCUCAGCCUCUCGAGUAGCUGGGAAUACAGAAUAUUGAAGGAUGUUUGUUCCAAGAUCUCUAAAAAUCAAGAGGAAUGCUAAUGAUGAUGGCAGAAGUUGUGUGGCUAAGAUAAUUAAACCAGACCCAGAAGACCUUCAGUUGGACAAAAGCAGAGAUGUUCCCGUUGAUGCUGUAGCUACAGAAGCAGCCACAACAGACAGGCACAUCAGCAAAUCAUGCCCUUUCCCCAGCCCAGGUGGCAAGUUGGCAGAGGUUCAUUCAGUAAGUCCCGAGCAGGGUGCGAAGGACAGCCAUCCUUCUGAAGAGCCCGUUAAGUCAUUUUCCAAAACACAGCGCUGGGCAGAACCGGGGGAACCCGUCUGUGUUGUCUGUGGUCGUUAUGGAGAGUAUAUCUGUGAUAAGACAGAUGAAGAUGUGUGUAGUUUGGAGUGUAAAGCGAAACAUCUUCUACAAGUUAAGGAAAAGGAAGAGAAAUCAAAACUCAGCAAUCCACAGAAGGCUGAUUCUGAGCCAGAGUCUCCACUGAAUGCUUCCUAUGUCUACAAAGAGCACCCCUUUAUUUUGAACCUUCAGGAAGACCAGAUUGAAAAUCUUAAACAGCAGCUGGGAAUUUUAGUUCAAGGGCAAGAAGUCACUAGGCCCAUUAUUGACUUUGAACAUUGUAGUCUCCCUGAGGUCUUAAAUCACAACUUGAAGAAAUCAGGCUAUGAGGUGCCAACCCCCAUUCAAAUGCAGAUGAUUCCUGUGGGACUUCUGGGAAGAGACAUUCUGGCCAGUGCAGAUACUGGUUCAGGAAAAACAGCUGCUUUUCUUCUUCCUGUUAUCAUGCGAGCUUUAUUCGAGAGCAAAACUCCAUCUGCGCUCAUUCUUACACCAACCAGAGAGUUAGCCAUUCAGAUAGAGAGACAAGCUAAAGAAUUGAUGAGUGGCCUGCCACGCAUGAAAACUGUGCUUCUUGUAGGGGGCUUACCCUUACCCCCACAGCUUUAUCGUCUGCAACAACAUGUUAAGGUUAUCAUAGCAACCCCUGGGCGACUUCUGGAUAUAAUAAAGCAGAGCUCUGUAGAACUCUGUGGUGUAAAGAUUGUGGUAGUAGAUGAAGCUGAUACCAUGUUAAAGAUGGGCUUUCAACAACAAGUGCUUGACAUUUUGGAAAACGUUCCUAAUGAUUGUCAGACCAUUUUGGUUUCAGCCACAAUUCCAACUAGCAUAGAACAACUAGCAAGCCAGCUUCUGCAUAAUCCUGUGAGAAUUAUCACUGGAGAAAAGAACCUACCUUGUGCCAAUGUACGUCAGAUUAUUUUGUGGGUAGAAGACCCAGCCAAAAAGAAAAAAUUAUUUGAAAUUUUAAAUGAUAAGAAACUCUUUAAGCCUCCAGUGUUAGUAUUUGUGGACUGCAAACUAGGAGCAGAUCUUUUGAGUGAAGCCAUUCAGAAAAUCACAGGGCUGAAAAGCAUAUCUAUACAUUCGGAGAAGUCGCAAAUAGAAAGGAAAAACAUAUUGAAGGGAUUACUUGAAGGAGACUAUGAAGUUGUAGUGAGCACAGGAGUCUUGGGACGAGGCCUAGACUUGAUCAGUGUCAGGCUGGUUGUCAAUUUUGAUAUGCCUUCAAGUAUGGAUGAGUAUGUCCAUCAGAUUGGAAGAGUAGGAAGAUUAGGUCAAAAUGGAACAGCGAUUACUUUCAUCAAUAAUAAUUCAAAAAGACUCUUCUGGGAUAUUGCAAAACGAGUAAAGCCCACAGGAUCCAUUCUUCCCCCUCAGUUAUUAAAUUCCCCAUACCUUCAUGACCAGAAGAGAAAGGAACAACAGAAAGAUAAACAGACACAGAACGAUCUGGUUACAGGAGCUAAUCUUAUGGAUAUUAUCAGAAAACAUGAUAAAAGUAAUUCUCAGAAAUGAUUUUCUCUGCCACUUGAAUAUUUUUUUUAUUGUAUAUAGUCAGCAAAAAAUUGUUACUUUAUGGUUUGCAUAAAUGGAAAUGUACAUGAAUUUUAAAAAAUUUAAGAUAUUUUUAAUUUAAAAAAUUUAUAUAACUAUAUUGUAUUUAUUUCCCUUAAUUCUUAUAAAUUAAAAACAUCAGAAAAUGAAUUAUUAAAUAAAAGACAGUGUUUUCUUUUCUGGA
Pan troglodytes (chimpanzee) is the source of this 3192-nucleotide messenger RNA. It is a transcript of the gene DDX59, whose product is annotated as DEAD-box helicase 59. The coding region runs from base 1110 to 2969 and encodes 619 amino acids. The record is from RefSeq and is a predicted model, not a curated record. The transcript has 9 exons. NCBI's taxonomy places the organism in Eukaryota, Metazoa, Chordata, Mammalia, Primates, Hominidae. Gene Ontology annotation, molecular function: nucleic acid binding; ATP binding; RNA helicase activity. Gene Ontology annotation, cellular component: cytosol.